This is a messenger RNA of Penicillium chermesinum, 693 nucleotides long. RefSeq names its product putative transcription initiation factor subunit (TAF30). Gene Ontology annotation, biological process: regulation of transcription by RNA polymerase II; chromatin remodeling. The coding region runs from base 1 to 693 and encodes 230 amino acids. The record is from RefSeq and is a predicted model, not a curated record. The transcript is spliced from 7 exons. Gene Ontology annotation, molecular function: histone binding. NCBI's taxonomy places the organism in Eukaryota, Fungi, Ascomycota, Eurotiomycetes, Eurotiales, Aspergillaceae. Gene Ontology annotation, cellular component: NuA4 histone acetyltransferase complex; Swr1 complex.
AUGCCUGAUGUCAAACGCAGCGUUCGCCUUGUAACGGAGCAGCACGUUAUCGACAAGCCGUCAGAGGUUGAAGGAUUCCCACAGCGUUCCUGGUCCAUCGAGGUCUGGCUCCUCAAUGAGAAGGGCGAGCAGGUCCCGGCCAACGUUUUUGACAAAGUCACAUAUCACCUCCACCCCAGUUUCGGUGCCCGGGCUACCCAGACCUUCAAGCAGCCCCCUUUCCGCAUUUCUGAGGAAGGAUGGGGUGAGUUUGACAUGACCAUUGAGCUCUCUGCCGACAAAUCGUACAACAUUGCCCACGACUUGAACUUUGCCCAGGAGCGCUAUGAGGCGAAGCACACCAUCUCUUUCCGGAACCCCAAGCCUGCUCUGCUGGCAGCUUUGCGUGAGAGUGGUCCAGUUCCUGGUGACGAGAAUGGGCUGAAGAAGCGCGGUGCCGGUGGCGAUGAGAGUGCCAAGAAGAAGAAGCGUACAAACAACAACUUUGAUAUGGAUAAAUUGGCCGAUGGCCUGCAGAAAUUGGGCGAGGAUGAUCUUCUGCGAGUGGUGCAGAUGGUGCAUGACAAUAAGUCACCAGACUCUUACACCAAGAACGACGUAGAGCAGGGCGAAUUCCACGUCGACCUCUUCACCCUCCCUGACUCUCUCGUCAAGAUGCUCUGGGACUUCACCGCCGAGAAGGGAGCCCUGUGA